ACGUGGUGAAACAGGACUCGUCAGGUCAGAGUAAACCGUUCUUUGGAAGUGCUGCCGCAACCCCAGGAAGCAGUCAGAGGGUCGCCAAGGAGAGAGGGUAUUCACAAACAACACAAAAGCAAAGUGGCAGAGCACGUGCCUAGGAUGUGCCAGACUUGGACUUGGAUCCCGGCACACAUGCCCAUCUCGCUCCCCCCAUUGUCAGGCCUGAGCUCGUAGGCCUGCUAAGAAAAUGGGAUGUGGGGCCCAGGGACCCCGGCACUGGAAACACACACACACACACACACACACACACACACACACACACUGCACUCUGUCACAUGCAGUCUCUGGCCUCCCGACCCAUCUGAAUAAGCAUUCUUAUUAGACAGGAAAUCAGAGUUAGAUCCCCUCCACAAAAGCCGCCAAAGGUGGCCUGGAGAAAGUUCGCCUCAGGGGCAGGACGGAACUCAGGAGAUGGGCCCAAGCCUGAGGCCCCUAGCCGGGCUCUAGACCUCUACCUCUGAGUGCCUCAACUUCCCCUUCUUUACUGCUGGGAGAGAAGGCGGCAAAGCGGCCUCCAGGCUGGGCAUCCUGAAGAAUUCGCACAGUUCACUGACCAAGAUGGCAACGGUGCUGCUGCUCCUGCUCCCCACGCUGGCCGGCCUCUUCCGAGCCUCCGAAGCGCAGGAUUUCCGCUUGGGGCAGUGCCCGGCUCCGCCCGUGCAGAAUCAUUUUAACGUGACCAAGUAUCUUGGAACAUGGUAUGAAAUUGAGAAGAUUCCCACGAACUUCGAGAGGGGAAGUUGCAUCCAAGCCAGCUACUCCCUAAAGAGAAACGGAAACAUCAAAGUGAUAAACCAGGAGCUGAGGUCCGAUGGAACCCUGAAUUACAUCGAAGGAGAAGCUGCGCAGAGCAACGUCGUGGAGCCUGCUAAGCUGGGAGUGAGGUUUUUCUGGUUGAUGCCGUGGUCUCCGUACUGGGUCCUGGCCACCGACUAUGAGAGCUACUCCCUCGUGUAUUCCUGUACCAACAUGUGGCUGUUCCAUACGGAUUAUGCCUGGAUCUUGGGAAGAAACCCUUACCUCUCUCCAAAAACAAUCAAUCAACUCAAAGCUAUUCUGACUGAUUAUGACAUUAACAUCCAGAAAAUGACCAAAACAGAUCAGGUAAAGUGCCCGUACUUCCGGUAGCCGGGCUCACAAAGGCCGCACCAUUUAUUCCUAACUUCAUUCAUGCCACUGCACCCCAUACACUUAAGCUCUUAUGCCGAAGAUAACCUGGAUCUUUUUGGUAGAGCAUAGUAUAUAUCAGACGGAAAUUAUGAAAACAGGACACAGUGGAAAGGAAGUCAAGAAAGGUUCUCUCAGACCCUUAGGCACACAACCCUGCCAUUCCUUCCAAGCCUAAUAAUAAAUGUGUUGCUAACCUGCAGUGCUCAGAGCAGAUUCUGAAUUGGAUUAAUUAUUGUGGGUUUUUAUUUGGUCUUGGGCCAUACCUGGUGAUGCUCAAGGGCUCCACCUGGCUCUGUCCUCAGGGAUCACUCCUAGCAGUGCUCAGGGGACCAUAUAGGAUACUGGGGAUCAAAUCCAGGACCACCACAUGCAAGGCAAGAGCCCUACCCUCUGUACUAAGGCUCUGGCCUCAUCAUGGGUAUUCAUGUCCAAGCUUAUGUUUGGGGGUCCUUAAGCAUCGUGUUGGAGAAAGCCUAGCGCCCAACAGUUGAAGUAUACUGGCAACCCUCCAGCUUCUGACAAGUGAAGGCAGUGGGCCAGGUCUAUGCUGAGCAACCUGGAAACCAGGGUCCUCACCCUGCAUUGACCCUCCUGUAGGGCAAUACCUUUCAGGAUUUGGAGUCUCUGACUCCGUUUCCUGGAAAUAAUACACUGUUCUUCAGGACAUCUUCAGAAUGAGGCUGAAGGUGGGGCCAUCUUGGGCUGGUACGGAAAGAAGAGAAGUGAUCAAAAGAGUAGGAGUGGGGGGGCGGGAGCGAUAACACAGCGGGUAGGGCGUUUGCCUUGCAUGCGGCCGACUCGGGU
Molecule: messenger RNA, 2019 nt
Organism: Sorex araneus (European shrew)
Lineage: Eukaryota; Metazoa; Chordata; Mammalia; Eulipotyphla; Soricidae
Gene: APOD
Product: apolipoprotein D
Exons: 5
Coding region: 604-1173 (189 amino acids)
Biological process (GO): brain development; tissue regeneration; lipid transport
Molecular function (GO): cholesterol binding
Source: RefSeq, a predicted model, not a curated record